AUGGGUGUUUUUGUGACUGAGAAUAUUUCGACAAAGAUUGUAAGGGUGAAACACAAGGUAGCGACUGCUUAUCAUCCUCAGACGAGUGGUCAAGUGGAGGUAUCGAAUCGAGAAGUUGAGAGAAUUUUGGAGAAGACUGUGAGCGUGAGUAGGAAAGAUUGGUCGCUGAAGCUCGAUGAUUCUCUGUGGCAUACAGAACAGCCUACAAAACUCCUAUUGGCACAUCUCCUUAUAGGCUCGUUUUUGUGCUUGAAGCUGAGAGCUCUACAAUGGCAAUCAUAUACACAUUACUUCUAUGAAGCUACUGUUGGAGCUGGACUACCAAAUAUUAGCACCUUACGUGGUCUUCUUGAAACUGGGGACAAGAUUUUGCGGAUUGAGGGUAUUUUUAGUGGAACUCUGAGUUACAUAUUCAGUAACUUUACGGGAACAAGAGCUUUUAGCCAAGUGGUGAAGGAGGCGAAAGUGGCUGGUUAUACUGAACCAGAUCCAAGCAAUGACCUAUCUGGAACACAUGUUGCUAGGAAGGUAUAG
This is a messenger RNA of Lycium ferocissimum, 534 nucleotides long. RefSeq names its product bifunctional aspartokinase/homoserine dehydrogenase 2, chloroplastic-like. Gene Ontology annotation, molecular function: homoserine dehydrogenase activity; nucleic acid binding; aspartate kinase activity. The record is from RefSeq and is a predicted model, not a curated record. The transcript has 4 exons. Gene Ontology annotation, biological process: L-homoserine biosynthetic process; aspartate family amino acid biosynthetic process. NCBI's taxonomy places the organism in Eukaryota, Viridiplantae, Streptophyta, Magnoliopsida, Solanales, Solanaceae. The coding region runs from base 1 to 534 and encodes 177 amino acids.